This is a messenger RNA of Juglans regia (Persian walnut), 838 nucleotides long. Its product is annotated as RING-H2 finger protein ATL30-like. NCBI's taxonomy places the organism in Eukaryota, Viridiplantae, Streptophyta, Magnoliopsida, Fagales, Juglandaceae. Bases 194 to 745 code for a protein of 183 amino acids. The transcript has a single exon. The record is from RefSeq and is a predicted model, not a curated record.
GAAAAAACCCAUUUUCCUGGAAAUCAACCCUAGCAGCUCGUUGCUAGAUAUCACUUAUUCCUCAAAAAUCACAGCCUUUGUGCGUUACGUAGUACUGAUCGAUCACUUUGUUUCAAUUCCAGCUAACCCUAUCGAUCGGCCUCCUACCUCCUUUAAUUCUUCCCUCAUCGAUUCAGCAGCUAGUCGAUCAUCCAUGAACUCUUUGUCCAUUUCGUCAAUUUUCUCACUCCUUUUCCUUCUGGUUUCCAUCAUGUUUUGUUUCCGUAAGCAGUUUUACAAGCUAAAUCGUUUGUCCAUCGUUUGGAAAAAUGUCGUCUUGGUUGCUUCACGUCUUACAAAGUUGCUCGAUCUCUUGCUUUAUCAUUCCUUCUCCAAGGGGUGGUACGACCAUGAUCACCAUCAUGACAUGCCACAAUAUAGCAGCUGCGACCAAGAACCUCGACCAACAAACGGUGUUUACGAGUGGAAGCCGGCCGCCGGGUCUGAUGAAGAAGAUCAAGUAGAAUGUGCGGUGUGUCUGUCCAAGAUUGAGGAAGGCGAAGAGAUUAGAGAGUUGAGAUGUGACCAUAUUUUUCAUAGAAUUUGCUUAGACAGAUGGCUUGGAUACAAUCGCGUAACCUGUCCUCUUUGUCGUGAUUCGCUGUUCAUGCGUAGGAAUGUCACCGAACUUGGAGUGGAAUUGCUGCAUUUCAAAUAUUGUUGUCUCAACUCCGGUGACCGGCGCCAAACAUGGUGGCUGCGCUGAAUCUAUCUAUCUAUCUAUAUACAUAUAUAUCUAUCUAUCUAUAUACAUAUAUAUAUAUAUAUAUAUAUGAGAACAUAUGUAGCAAAAAAACUA